Molecule: messenger RNA, 2531 nt
Organism: Cannabis sativa
Lineage: Eukaryota; Viridiplantae; Streptophyta; Magnoliopsida; Rosales; Cannabaceae
Exons: 2
Coding region: 1605-2057 (150 amino acids)
Source: RefSeq, a predicted model, not a curated record
UAACCAAAACCAACAACACCUCACCAAAACCACCACCACGAUAAACCCAAUCAAAGCUCACCUGAAACAGAAAACAAAUGCAAAUCACAAAACACAAAAAUACAGUUUCUUAAACCAAAAUAGGAUGGUGAAAAUCUGAAAAUUUCCUCCCUCUCCACACCUUGAUCUGGAAAAAAGAAACAUUUUGCCGCAAUAUAUGAUAAGAGAAAUGAGGAGACGAGAGGACUUAAUUACGAGAGCACCGAGGGGGAGAGAACCCUCGAGGUGCUUGGGGGUUUUCGAAGAACCUUCGAUGGUGGCUGCCCAAUGUUUUUGAAAACUCUAGAUCAGGUUUGAGAGAGAGAGAGAGAGAGAGAGAGAGAGAGAGGAGAUCAUGAGAGCUUGGGGGUGGUCGGAGAACUGCCGAGGUGCUGUGGUGGCUGCCCAAGGGUUUUGAAAACCCUAAAUCGGAUCUAAAAGAGAGAGAGAGAGAGAGAGAGAGAGAGAGAGAGGAGAUGAACAGACCAGAAAGAAAAAGAAAAAGAAAGAAAGGAAAAAAAAAAAGAAAAAUUAUUUUUUUAUUUAAUUUAUUUUAAUUGCAAAUUAAUUUUUUUUUUAAUUUUUAAUUUUUUUAAAUAAUUUUUUACGUGGACAAAUAAAAUUACCAUGUGUACACUGUGUCCACGUAGAUGCACACAUAAACAGUUCUUAAUAUAGACGAAAAUAUUAAAUUGCUAACAGAACACGAGUAUUGGGGGUUCUGCUGCCAAAAUUUGAGUUUUGGGAUUAAGUGCAACCAAAGUAAAAAUAUUAAGGAUUUUGCCGCAAUUUACACUUAAUUAAUUCACGUUUUCAUAUUUUAUAAUUCACUACAACAAAUUAGGUUAAUACCGGCGGUAUUAUUCCCGGCGGAAUAGAACCGCCGGUAAUAGUCUAGGUAUUACCGGCGGAUUUAGUAAUCCGCCGGUAAUAGUUAUUAAAUAAAAUUCAUUUACCGAAAAUAUAUAUUAAUUAAUUAUAAAUAUAUUAUUACCGGCGGAUAACAUUUAUUACCGGCGGAAUCCCGCCUCGAAAAAUGAGGGCGGGAAUUUUGCCGCCCAUUUAAUUGAAAUUAGUAUUGCCGGCGGAUUAAUACCGGCGGGUCCCGCCGGUAUUAAUUGGGGAUUCUGACCGUUUAGUUUUAUACCGGCGGAACCCAAUUAAUACCGGCGGGUCCCGCCGGUAUUAAAAGUCUAUAUAAACCCCUCCCCAUUUCAGAAACCCAUUUUCCCCAUUUUUCAUUUCCACCUCCCCCAUUCACCUCUUCCCCUUCCUUCAAACACAGCCGCCCCAUAUUUUCCACCUUCUCCGUUCAACUUUUUUCCGGCACCGCCCGUGCGUCAGCCGUCCACCACCACCACUGCAGUGGCCGAAUAUCAGUGCACGGUAAUGUAUUUGUUGUUGUUCUUUAUCAUUUUUAUAUAUUGUUUUUUUAAUUUUUAAUAUGUAAUUUUUUUUUUCAUCUUCAAAGUUUUGAGAUUAAUAAUCGGUGGGAGUAUAUUUCUGAGUAAAACGCCGGGAUUGAUCGGAGUUCUAAAUAUUUGGAGCCCCAGUUUUUUCAACAACAACAACAACAUUCUCCCAACAUGUCUGCUGGCUCUUCACAAUCGCCUCAGUUGCAUUACAUGUUCGGGCUUCCCUCACAGUCUCCUCCUAUAUUUUUUUCGGAAGCCGCUGGAGGAUCUCAGACACAACCUAUGGUUGGUAAUAUUGGAGGCUCAUCCCAACAACCAUACCCUGUGUACGGUCAAUUUGGGUCAUUGUUGCAGCAACAACCAGUGUAUGGUCAAAUGGGAGGAUCUCCACAACAGCCUAUGUAUGGAGGCUUUUUCAGUGCUCAGAGUCAGCAACAACAGCAACAACCAAUUUUGGUUCGCCCGCACCCUCGACAAUAUGUGGAGAUCUUACCUACGCCGCAGACUGGACAACCUUAUUACCCUGCCCCGCCGGCUCAAUCCCGUGAAAAUAUUGAUGGUUCAAGACUUGGCGCAAAUGCAGAUGAAUUUUUAGAGUUUACUGAUUUGAACAAUGAUAGUUAGUUUAUUUUUAAUUAUGUGUUAUGUUUUAAAGUUUAUUUAAAGACAAUUUCUAAUUUUAUUUAAGCUAAUAUAUUUUUUAUUGUAAUGGACAAAUUAAUUUUAAUACUUAAUUUCUUAAUUAAUGUUUAAUGCUUAAUUUCUUAAUAUUGAUAUUUUAUUUUUAAUUAAUAUAUUUAUUUAUAAAAUAAUUAUUAUAAUUAAUUUAAUUAUAUUAAAUAAUCAGAAUAAUAUUUUUUUUUUAAUAUUUAAAAUUAUUAUUACCGGCGGAUGGGUCCGCCGGUAUUUAUGAUUAUAAUAUUUUUUUUUUUAUUAUUUAAAAAUAUUAAUACCGGCGGACCCCACCGCUAUUAAUCCGCCGGUAUUAAUAUUAUUACCGGCGGAAUCCCCCUUUCGUCGGUAAUAACCAUUUUUAGCGACCAAUUAAUACCGGCGGAUAAUUACCGGCGGAUUCCGCCGGUAUUAAUAAUUACCGGC